AUGCUGAUUUGCCAGAAGAGUUCCACGGACCGCGGCAAGAAACGGCGAGUCGCCCCGUUCGAUGAUGUGAACCUCGACCAUGCUCAAAAACGGGGUUGCAGAUCCGCCAGGCUAUCUAGCCCCAACAGCCCUGCAGAAGAAGAAGAAGAAGCAGAAGAAGACGUCGCUGAGGCCGGACCAUCAGACCUUAGAUAUAAUCCGGUUGAAUUCUGGACAAAGGAGGGGAAUUGGCCCCCAACACAUUAUUCUGAGCCGAACUUCGAACGCAUCUUUGCCCGAAGGAACCCACGUCCGUCCUUUGUCCGCAACAUAUUUGACUCGAGUUCUUCCGCUAUGUCUAGCGAUGUGGAGCUGCCGGGUGAUAACACAAGACCCUAUCGUGAUCCGCUCUAUGACAUGCAACUCAGCGCAGAAGACACCGCCAUGGAAGUACCAGAGAGCGGCAUCACGGACGAAAGCGAGUCCCAAGUCCGUGACCUCCUCACCCACGAGCAAGUGUUUCCCACUGGUACAAUCUUCGACGAUGGGGUUUUCGCUGCUGCUUGUCGUGGUCUCCAAGACAAGAGCCAAGCAAGAAUUGUCCAGGACAUCUCUCGUCUAAUCGUCCCCUCGGCGGAAACCCUCGCCCUCCGUGAUGGAAACCUCCGGAAUCUAGUCGAGAGCGUGAAGGAACGCUGGGAGAAUUCUGUCCCAGUGACCACUAUCCUCCCUCAGCCUGACUACUCGGUCGGCUUCAGACGGGAGGCCUUUUCCGAACAGCAGCUUAUCAAGCUGUCCCCAUUCCUCGGCAACUUCCUUGGCGGGGACCAGUCCUUCUUCAUGGGCACCUCCUACAUGUAUUUCCCAUUCCUUUCGUGCGAGGUCAGCUGUGGACCCCAUGCACUUGAUACUGCGGACAAUCAGAAUACCCACAGCACGACCAUUGCGGUGCGGGCUGUCGCCGAGCUCUUCCUGGCUGUCGGCCGCGAGAGCGAGGUCAACCGGAAGAUCCUUGCCUUCUCCAUCUCACAUGAUCAUUGCUCUGUCAGAAUUUAUGGCUACUACCCGGUCAUCGAGAACCGGAAGAUCGAACACUUUCGUCAGCCAAUCCAUCAAUUUGACUUUACAGCACAGAAUGGCAAUGAGAGAUGGACGGCAUACCAAUUUGCAAAGAACGUCUAUGAGAGAUGGGCUCCCGGCCACUUUGAUGCCAUUUGCUCGGCUGUCGACCAGCUCCCACAGGGAUUAGAUGUUGAGAUCUUUACCCUCCGGAGCACAGGCCUUUCCCAGACGUUCGAUCACCACAAAUUGUCACCGUUCUCGUUCGACUCGGCCCUGGUUGCCCCAUGCACCAGCCAGCCAGGUGUUCCCGUGGAGCCGAAGGAUACGCCAGACACAGCCUAUACAUUCCUUUAG
Molecule: messenger RNA, 1395 nt
Organism: Clonostachys solani
Lineage: Eukaryota; Fungi; Ascomycota; Sordariomycetes; Hypocreales; Bionectriaceae
Source: the annotation of a GenBank genome assembly